AUGGGCGGGGCCUUAAACGACAUCCAAUCAGGGAUGCUUGCUAAGAAUCGUCCAAUCAGACCCCAGCUGAAGCGGACAGGGCGGCUUCUGGGAUUUGGCGCCGCUGCCUUUGUGUUUGGUAGCAGCGGGAGCUCCUGCUCUCCCUGGCCUCCUGACCUACUGGGACCAUUGACAUUCAUGGAUGUGGUAAUAAGAUUUUCUCCAGAAGAGUGGCAAUUCCUGGACACCGCACAGCAGAAUUUAUAUAGGGAUGUGAUGUUAGAGAACUACAGAAACCUGGUCUUCCUGGAAUGUGGCAAAGCCUUUAACCGAUCCUCAUCCCUUACUGUACAUAACAUAAAUCAUAUUGGAGAAAAACCUUACAAAUGUAAACAGUGUGGCAAAGGUUUUAGCCGAUCCUCAUCCCUUACUGAACAUAAGAUAAUUCAUACUACAGAGAAACCCUACAAAUGUGAAGAAUGUGGCAAAGCCUUUAACCGAUCCUCAUCCCUUACUGUACAUAACAGAAUUCAUACUGGAGAAAAACCUUACAAAUGUAAACAAUGUGGCAGAGGUUUUAGCGAAUCCUCAUCCCUUACUAAACAUAGGAUAAUUCAUACUACAGAGAAACCCUACAAAUAUGAAGAAUGUGGCAAAGCCUUUAACAAGUCCUCAAUUCUUAACAUACAUAAGAUGAUUCAUACUAAAGAGCAAGCACAAACCUUAAAGAUGUGA
Messenger RNA from Piliocolobus tephrosceles (Ugandan red Colobus), 714 nucleotides. Its product is annotated as putative zinc finger protein 56. NCBI's taxonomy places the organism in Eukaryota, Metazoa, Chordata, Mammalia, Primates, Cercopithecidae. Gene Ontology annotation, biological process: regulation of transcription by RNA polymerase II. Gene Ontology annotation, molecular function: RNA polymerase II transcription regulatory region sequence-specific DNA binding; DNA-binding transcription factor activity, RNA polymerase II-specific. The transcript is spliced from 3 exons. The record is from RefSeq and is a predicted model, not a curated record. Bases 1 to 714 code for a protein of 237 amino acids. Gene Ontology annotation, cellular component: nucleus.